Molecule: messenger RNA, 5541 nt
Organism: Prorocentrum cordatum
Lineage: Eukaryota; Dinophyceae; Prorocentrales; Prorocentraceae
Source: the annotation of a GenBank genome assembly
AUGGUGAUGGCGCUGCAGCCCGUGCCAUCGACGCUUCAGCAUUGGUGCGAUUGGGCUCUGAUUGGGCCGUCGCGGACGGCGUCUAGUUUAAUCGAGCUGGACCCCUGGCGCCAACUGGAGGUCGCGCUUCGCCUGCGCCGCCGCCGCAAGUUCCUCAUCGAGGCCGUGCUUUUGGCGACGGGGGCUCGCCGUGCUCUGACGAUCUUUGAUUUCUUGCUGCGGCCGCAGGGGAUGCUGCUGUUUGUGGCCGCCAGCGCGCUGGUCACCGGCAUCGUCUUCGAGACCAUUCUGAAGUCUCUCACGCCGUGGGUUGCGACGAAGGAGUGGUGGCCACGCGCGCGUCCGCUUCAGAAAUCACUCAUGAUGAAUUUCGGCGUGCCCGAGGCAGCGUGCGACGACUUCACGCUGCGGCAGUACUAUUCGUACGUCAUCAUACUCUGCACUCACCAUCUGAUAUGUGGACUGAUGAUUGUGCCUGUGGUGGCCUGCGGCUGGACAGAAUCGCGGAGCACCAGCCAGGCUUGUUUCGUGGUGGCUAUUUUGAUGGAUGUCGCCGUGGAUGUCUACGAUUGGUUCAGGAUGUUCGCCAACACGUUUCUGUUCGAGUCGGUGGGGAAGAAGCUGUUCGGCGGAGUUGGGAAAGGCCUUGUGCAGAUGUUCAUCAUCCUGGGUGUGCUUCAUCAUGCGCUGGCGUUGGUCACAGUUUGCCCAUUGCUGUUGCACUGUCCAGAUCUCGCGUCCUUUCACAUUAUUGCAAUGUCACUCCUACUCGCGGCUGGCAUCUGCUUCACCUCGGGAUCCUACAAGUUCACGCUGGACUUGACGAAGUUUCUUGAUUGGUGCCAGUUCAAAUUCAUCAAGCGUGAGGCUUUGGAGAAGGGGUCCACCCAAGUUAUCCGAUGGGGAAUCCAGCAGGUCCAGAAAGCGCCCAACAGGUCUACUCCGAUCUUCGCGGGGGACUUCAAUGCACAGAUGGGCCUCAGAUGGGGGCUCGCGAACUUCUUCGCCUUCGGCAUCGGCCAGAACGUGAUCGGCAAUCUGAUCCAGGAUGAGUUGCUGGCCCCUCUGGAGAUGUUUGACGCGGGGCUCAGAGACCAAGUAUCGGCCUGUAAGGUACUAUGGAACCCCGCGAAGCGCCUCCAGUUGAUCCCGUCACAGAACCCCAGAGACCACGUUCUGAUCUUGCUGCAGAUGACCAUUUCGGAACAGUACGAACCAGCAUCGGCCAGGGACGAGCGGUGGGAUCGCCACAAACUCGCGGCCGCAGUCCAGCGCGGAGUGGGUAGGCCGGAGUUUCUGGGCGACUUAGAGAAGGCCAUGCAGGAGCACGCACCUGAGAUGCAACGACGCCUACAAAGGGGUGAGCUUGACCGAGCGUGGCAGGGGUGGAUGGACAUUGUUCGUAGGACAGGACUUGCUCACUUCGCGCAGAAGCAAAAGGAGCUCGACCCAGCACGCAACGGGAAGGUGGGGGCGCUGGGGAAACGUCUGAUUAACGUGAUGUGCCCAUACUGGAAAUGCUUCUACGGGGGGCUGCUGAAGCACAACUUGUACAAAAAAGGGGUCCACUGGCCGGCUGGGUUUCAUGGUUUUCUUCCCCGACGUAGGAGGGAGGACGCGAUCGCAGUGCAGAUGUGCAUGGGCCAUUUCUAUCGUACCUAUCGUAUUGCACACCUGAACCACUUGCAUGAUAUGUCGAAUGCCUGUGCCUCCACCACGGCGCGAGCGAGGACUGAGGCGAUCAAUGAGCUCUUCACCCAUCCCGACGCAGCGUUGAUGCAUUCCAGAUCUCAGACUUCAGGGAUCGUGAUGAUCUUCGAGACGGGUGGCACCCAGCCUUGGCAGGAUCCCAGAAACCUAGCUGUUCGACACCGACGAGGGGGACUUAUGGGGUCUAGUGAGGAGCCCGUGGUGUUCGCGAAGGUAAUGGAGAGCCCCAUGAGAUCGUGGACCGACGAACGUUCGGUGAAUGAGACGGCCACGCACCUGCGGCGCGGCAUCUAUAACUCCCUGUGCUGUGGGGCGACGACGGUGUACGCCGACGAUAUAUUCGAUACGAUGCCGAUCGACGAGACGACGCAGACCAAGAUCGAUGAGAAACUAAAACACAGCGACGACGUGCUCGAUGGGGUCCUGGGGGCUAAAGGUCUCAUUCAGAACUAUAGUAAGCGAGAAACCGUUCCUUGUCUUCGCAGUCAUCAAGCGAACCGAGACUUCUCGGCCGAGUUUAAGAUGGGCAAGGCACGAGCUAAAGCUAGAUCCCUGGGUUGCCGUUACGCAUGGAAUCUAUCGAGUAUGGAAGAGUUUCGCUAUCGCUGCGCAGCUGUCCACGCUGGGUGGGGGGAGCUAGGUAAGUUCUGGGCCAGCCGUACAAGUGAAUCCCUGAAGAUCCUGGCCUUUAGGGGCCACGUGGUGGAAGCCGCCUUAUCCGCGAACGAACCUUUCGUGUUUCCGAGGGCCCAGACCCAGCAGCUGGACGGGAUUCUGGAUAAGUACCUUCGAGUUUUGCAGCGUGGCAAAGCCGCGGACUGGUCAGGCGAGCAUCCGCACUCGUCAUCGAAUUCGACGCUUAGGCAGAGGUGGCGCCUGAUGCCGAUCCGCUUCGGGCAGGCGGCCAGACGCUUCGGAUGGGUGCAGCAGAUGGCCAAGGGCGCCCUCGCGCACCAGCAGCGGGCGCGCCUAGUCAUGGCGCUGGUGCUGGCGAGCGGCACCGACAGCAAGAAGGGGCCCGAGUUUCAGCGAGCGGUCAGACGCCGCGACGAGGGGAACGGCGGCCAGACUGCCCAGAAGACCGCCGCAGGCAUCAACGGCCACAGCAAAGGACUGUACGUGCUGAUGAUGAAAAUGCUGCUCUCGCUCGCUCAGAGCCGUCGGAAUAUCGAGGGAGUGUUCGACGUGCUAAUUGUCCCAGCCGAGCUCCCCGAGGUGCUGAAGAUGCAGGGGCAGGGCUCGGCCUACAGCGCCCAGGUCCAGGCCAAGGGCAAGGACCGCGGGCUCGGCGCGCCCCACUUGUUCGUGUUCGGGGGCCUGCUGGAGGCGCUGCUGCUGCGCCAACAGAGCAUUGGCAAAGUGAACUUCGAGAAGCUGACCGAGUUCAAGGCUCGGCUCCAGUCGCCCGAUUACGAAGAAAAGAUGGACAUCAUCCGCUUCACCAAGGUAGACAGGUGCUACGACCAGGGCAAGCGCAGGAUCACGCUGUGCCUUCAGGAGGGCCGCAAGGAGGUGAUCGGCGCCCUCCAGCAGCUGGGCGCGGAGCUGAAAUCGGGCAGAGCGCCGGCGAGCCACAUGGAGCGCGAGUUGCAGGAGUGGCUGGAGGUGUUCCUGCAGAUCACAUAUGCCAAUGAGAACGGCGUCGCCUUGGAGGGUGUCUUCGGGGUCCACGGGGUCGCAGAUGCCAAUGAGGAGGGUUUCGCCAAUGCGGAAUUCUUCUGGGUCGACGGGAUCACAGAUGCCAAUGAGGAGGGUUUCGCCUUUGAGGAUUUCUUCGGGGUCCACGGGAUCACAGAUGCCAAUGAGGACGGUUUCCUUGGGGACGUCGGGAUCACAGAUGCCAAUGAGGAGGGUUUCGCCCUUGAGGGCCUCUUCUGGGACGAGGGGAUCACAGAUGCCAAUGAGCGGAGCUGGCCAGAGCUGGCGCUGAGCGAGGACGAGGGAUGGAUGGGCAGGGCGGGGAGCAGGAAGAUGAGGAUCAUCGGCCGCGUCCCGACCCUCAGUCCAGGUUUCGGGAUUGUGGAAGCACCCCAGCUCAUCCCCGUCAACCCGGCGGGGAUGUGCCGAGACAGGUUUCGCGCAAACACGUUCCGAAUCGUUUGGCGAGGAUCCGAGCGGUUCGAGGAGCAGAGGAGCAGAGGCUCUCUCAGCCUCUUCAGAGACAUUGACCUCGCAGAUCUCGACGCGGGGGCCCACGGAUCUGGGGAGAGCGCGCCCCAGCCGGGGUACGUAUCCACGAACAAGGACGUGCCGGUGGUGGUGGUCUCCAGCGAGAUCAGCCCUUGGUCGAAGUCCGGGGGCCUCGCGCUGGUCACCGCCUCGCUGGCGGUGGAGUUCGCGGAGCGCGGGCACCGCACGAUGGCCAUCAGCCCGAUGUACGACGACUACAAGGACGCCGCGGGCCGGAGGCGCAUCGGCCUCAUGGGUGGCGAGCAUGAGGUGAAGUUCUUCCAUUUGUGGCACCAGGUCAGUGAGGGCAAGGGUGUGGACUAUGUCUUCGUGGACCACCCGAGCUACCACAGGCCUGGUGGCUUGUACUACAACGCCCAGGAGGGCGUGGAGUACGCCGACAACCUGUACCGGUUCGCACUCUUCUGCCUCGCUGCGCUGGAGGCGCCCAGUUGCCUCGCUCCCGGCGGCGUUCCGUUCGGCGACCGGUGCCUGUUCUUGGCGAACGACUGGCAGGCCGCGCUGCUGCCAGUGUACCUCACGCACCGGAUGCGGCCCUCCGGGAGGUACACGGGCUCGCGGUGCAUCUUCGUCGUCCACAACUUCGGCUACCAGGGCAUCUACCCGUGCAACAAGCUUAUGAAUUUCGAUGGGAACGCGCUUCCUUCGAUCGUGAAGAACGUCGACAUCCACGAUUUCGGCUUGGACGGCACAGGGGCCUACGAGCACAUGAUUUAUCAGUAUCCUCCUGAACAGCGCUCUUAUGACGGGGACGACGGCAACGUGUGGAACCUGACCAAGGGUGCCAUCAUGACUUGCGACCGCAUGCUGACCGUGUCGCCCGGCUACGCCAACGAGAUGAAGAUCCCCGAGGGCGGCUUCCGCUUGGAGGAGCUCGUGAGACAGAAGGAGUUCUUCAUGGUGGGCAUAUUGAACGGCAUUGACGUGGCGGCGUGGAACCCCCGCACCGACAAGCUCCUUGCCUGUCAGUACGACGCGGACUCCUUGGCAGAGGGGAAGGCGAUGUGCAAGCGGCAGCUGCAGGAGAAGGUUGGCCUGAGCCAGGACCCCGACCUGAUCUUGGCGAGCUUCGUCGGCAGGCUCACAGACCAGAAGGGGCUCGACCUGAUCUGCGAGGCCUUGGAGUGGAUGAUGCAGGACACCGGCAACGGCGUGACUGGUAGAAUUCAGAUUUUCCUGAUGGGUAACGGGGACGACAACUACGUGCGACUCAUCCACAGUGCCGCGGACAGGUUUCCCGGGCGCGUGGCGGCCCACAAGUUUGUCCCCGAGCUGGAGCACAUGUUGUACGCGGGCAGCGAUUUCCUUUUGAUGCCCUCCAGGUACGAGCCGUGCGGGCUGCCCCAGAUGUGCGCGCAGAGGUAUGGCUGCGUCCCGAUCGUCACGUUGUGCGGGGGCCUGAAGGACUCCGUGGUCGUGGAGCCGCCGGAGGAGGCCACUGGCUUCGGCAUACUGCCGCUGAGCAUCCACAAGUUCAAGGAGGUGUCCUACAGCGCGUUCGACACAUUCUUCAAUCGGCCAGAGGAGUACCGUUCCAUGCAGCUGCGCGGCUUCGAGACGGACUUCUCGUGGUGCCCGCGCAUCGACGACUACGAGAGGAACAUGGAUUGGGCUCUAGGCGAUCCCCCCUACGUGAGAUAG